AUGGUGGCACUGGUGGAACAACUUGUUGUAUUCCUAAAUGUGAUAGCAAUACUAAAAAAAAAUCCUGAGCUAUCAUUAUAUCAAAUUCCAACUGAUAUGAAGCUGAGAAAUAUGUGGUUACACUUGAUUGGCCGAGCAAGCUUUAAACCUAACAAGUGCCACCGAGUUUGUUCAAAACAUUUUGUGGGUGGCAAGAAGACUUGUCUUCACAAUGUUCCAACAGUUGUGCAAAAAGUUUUGCUGCCUACACCAACAAAGCCCAGAACAACAUUUAAGUGUGUAAAUAGAAGAGACCCAAAUGAGGAUAGAUGCAUAAUAAAUGAACAGGCAGAACAGCUAACAUCUUCAAGAAAUAAAAUUUCAAAACUUGAACAUGUAGUUGAGACUCUUGAACAGAAAAACCAAGAAUAUGAAGAGGAAAUUUCAAAGCUGAAGGAAAAG
Paramuricea clavata is the source of this 441-nucleotide messenger RNA. The record is from the annotation of a GenBank genome assembly. NCBI's taxonomy places the organism in Eukaryota, Metazoa, Cnidaria, Anthozoa, Malacalcyonacea, Plexauridae.